Messenger RNA from Labrus bergylta (ballan wrasse), 2396 nucleotides. Its product is annotated as CD276 antigen homolog. Gene Ontology annotation, biological process: T cell costimulation; cell surface receptor signaling pathway; cellular response to lipopolysaccharide. Gene Ontology annotation, cellular component: external side of plasma membrane. NCBI's taxonomy places the organism in Eukaryota, Metazoa, Chordata, Actinopteri, Labriformes, Labridae. The record is from RefSeq and is a predicted model, not a curated record.
AGCAGUCAUUUAUUUUACUUUCAUUUCAGGUAAAGGAACAUGGCCUCCGCUGGUUUUCUGCUCUUAACGCUCGCUGUCCUCAACAGCGCAAGUUCACAGACCAAAUACGGAGUGCCAACUAUUCAGCCUCAACCUCAGGACAUUGAUCUGAACACCGACGGUUCCCUGACAUGCAAGUCCACCGGCUACCCAAAAGGCCGACUCAGCUGGUUUGAUAAAGACAACAAGCCUUGGUUAGAGCAACCCGAGGUGGAGGUGCUGAAGACAGAGAAUGGUCUGUUUAUCCUCUCAAGCACGCUGAAAAUACAGCGAGGAUCUGCCUUCUCCCAGUACACCUGCAAAGUGUUCAACGCCAGAGGAGACGAAGAGGCAGAGAAAUCUUUCACAGUGCAGGACAAACCACCAUCGGCCAGAGGGCUGGAACAAGGCGCCAAAGACACCAAAGACUCAAACAGGAUUUUGGCCACCAAGAUAGUGGCUCCUGUGUUGGUCGUCGGGUCUCUGAUCGUGGGGUUGCUACUGUUGCUACUUUACAAUAGACGAUCUCAGCGUGACCAUCAAGUCAUGAUAUACAUGGAGGAAGGAGAUGAUCAGGAAACGGAGGGAGAUGUUCAAGAAAGUCUGACUACAGGAGAAACCAAGACCACUCUCACAGACGACCACUGAACUCAACACUUCUUGUUUGCUUGAGCCUGCGUCAGCAUUUUAACUUUUCCUAAUGCAAACAUCCAUGUACAUAACCAGGUAAAGCUUGUAUCACUGUGAUUUAACAGAAACUGUAAGCGCUUUGUUCACCUUUAAUCUACCAAGUAAACAAGCUCCAAUCAAGUUUAAAAUGUCAACAAAGACUCAUAUAUCGCUGACAACAGGAGUAAAAGGGGUCCAGGUCAGGCUCUGUUGUCUUAAAGUAACCACAUUGGGAACCGUUCCGACACCACGGAGUCUCUGAUGUUGAUUUAUGGAGGACAAACGUGUAUAAUGUGAUGAUUUAGCCCACGCAGUAACUGUAGCUUUUGGCAGCUUAUCAGCCUCCUUCUUACUCCCUCUUCACAUUCCAUGUCUUUAGUGAAGGGUUAGUUAGCCUGUCUUUCCCCACUCUCUCUCCAUCUCCCUCCCUGAUUUCUGACUGUCCUCUCUGUAAAUAAUAAAACCCCCAAAGCAGACUGAGUCUCCUCUUCAGCCAUCACUGAAUCAAAGACUGUGUGGGGAUUCACCUGAGCAUCAACUUUCAAAAGUCCAGAGCGGACAAAAUAAAGGUUGAAGAGGGGGGGCAGCUGCUUGAGCAACAAUAAAAGUCUAUGGAGCAGAAAGGGAGGAAUAUGCAGCUUUAAAUGCAGCGUUUUACUUUUUUACUUUUACUUUACUUUUUUUUGUUUUUCAUCUUAUCAUAGGAUUUGCAGAAAAAUGGAUUAAAUACAGAAUAAGUUUAUCCUGCCAAGAUGCUCGUUAGGAACAUUUUUUAUGAUUUAAGUGCUCUGUACUGUGGUAUGAAUGUUGUGCAAGGAUGUCAGCUCACACUGUAAGUGCUCACACUCAACGGUCUGAUUAUAAAUCACCACCUGUGUGCUCACACUGUGUCUCAUAUGCACGGCUCAAACACAAAACGCUGUGUUCCCCGGCAGCUGGAGGUCGGCAGCUAUUUCCUGCCAACGUUUCUUUUAUUCAUAUAUGUUGUGCCAGGAGGGGUUAGAGGCAUAAAAACAGGCGUGCCUGCUGUUGCCAUGGUGCUUUCAGACACUCUCUGCCAGUCUGCGCAGGCGCAAUCAGGAGAACAAAAAAGUUUGGGAAUUUCAUUCACUGUGUUAGAGUAUGUAGUCAUAAGACAAACAUUUCAGGAAUGCCAGACAUCCAUCAAACUGGUCGGAGGCAACAGAGCAGGCUGUGAUAGGCCCUUUUGUGAGGUUUGGUUUAUUUAACUUUUUUCACAACCGAGUUCUCAGAGAAACCGCCUCGCAUGCCUUUAAAAUCUUGAAUUCUGAUCGAGCCUGCAUGUCAAGCUCGAGCCUGUCAAACCAAAUAUUCUCUACUGUACUGAAGACAAGCCAAAAGUGGAAAACAAAACUCCUUAUCAACAUCCAUAUAUGUGAAUGAUUAACUGUUCUGUAACACACAGUUAAUCAUUGACCUGGUUGGAGAAAAAGCAGUGCCACAAUAAAUGUAACAUAGAUGAGUUUAUGAAAUCAACGACAAACGUCCUUACACUACUGUCAGUCAUUCAGAUUCUGUGUGUCGUGAAAAUUAGGUUUAUAUACAUGUAUGUGUUUGUAAAAUGAACUGUAUACUCUUAAUUAUUUCUUUAUCGUGUUUUUUAGCACUAGCACCUUGUACAAACUGAAUUAUGAUUGUAUGGUAAUAAAACAAAGUCUAAAUAAAAAAAACAUGAAACAACCCUGUGA